AUGUCCCUUAUAGCAUCAGCACCAGUGCCAACUCUUUCCACAUCUCGUCCGUUCACCAUUCGACGCGCGCGGUUCUCUGACCUCCGCUGCGCUGCGCGCAUCUGCCGUCUCGCCUUCUGGGACGACGUCCUCUUCGGCCGUCUGAUUCACCCAUACCGCGCGAAAUACCCGUUUGAUGUCGACAAGUACUGGUAUCGUCGGUUCGUGGUCGACUUCUGGAAGUGGAACGAUGUGUUUCUCGUGGCUACCGAGACUGUAGAUGUCGAUGAUAGUCGUAAUCCAAGCCCAGGGAUAGCCACGCAGAGGGAAAUCAUUACCGGGUUCGCGCACUGGAGUCGUAUUGGCCCUAGUCGGAGGAAGAACUAUGCCGCGGGCUGGGACCUCGCAUGGUGGGAUUUGCGACGCUUGCUGAGCCCCCUGACUUCAGUCUCCAUGCGUAUCCUUAACUUCUUCUCUCCCAACCGCGCCGCCUCACCCACAGACGAAGACAUCAUCGAACAAUCAUACCACUACCUCGACCAUAUUUGGCUCGGUCCCCGUGCCGAGUCAUGGUAUUUGGAAUGCUUGGCCGUAGAUCCAGCUUAUCAGAAUCAAGGGGCCGGUCGUGCCCUGGUGGCGUGGGGGUUGGAGCAAGCACGCAAAGAAGGCAUCGCAACGAGCGUGAUAGCUGCGGACGGAAAGGAGCGGUUCUACCAGAAUUGUGGGUUCGACAUCGGACCGGUGGGCAGGUCGGGCGAGGGAGAAGGGAAUCCCCUGAGAAAGGCUCCGGGAGGCUUGGUGUUUUUCAAGGACAAGGAGGGCGUGGUGGUUGAACAGAGAGCGCCGGGCGAGUGGAUGGAGGGCACUGGAGUCUUUGAUUGGGAGGAGUGGGAGAGAAGGGUCUGGAAGGGGAAGAAAGUGGAUGAAGAACGGUAA
Molecule: messenger RNA, 915 nt
Organism: Rhinocladiella mackenziei CBS 650.93
Lineage: Eukaryota; Fungi; Ascomycota; Eurotiomycetes; Chaetothyriales; Herpotrichiellaceae
Exons: 2
Coding region: 1-915 (304 amino acids)
Molecular function (GO): acyltransferase activity, transferring groups other than amino-acyl groups
Source: RefSeq, a predicted model, not a curated record